This is a messenger RNA of Racocetra fulgida, 449 nucleotides long. NCBI's taxonomy places the organism in Eukaryota, Fungi, Glomeromycota, Glomeromycetes, Diversisporales, Gigasporaceae. The record is from the annotation of a GenBank genome assembly.
GGAGCAUUGGUGCACUAAUUAGCAGUUUGAUGUCACUUAGAAAUUUUUUCUCUGAGAAUAAAGUAGUCGACGAAGAAUGUGAUGAUAAAACUGCUGAAGAUUCACUAGAAAAUAUCAAAGAUGAUAAUGAACUUAAAAAAUUGAGUGUUAAAGCUGAUAAUACAGAUUUUAAUUAUGAUGCUAAAGAACUUAAUAAUAGGAAUUCUCUGUUUUUUGAAUGGACAGUUAUCAUUUUCAUCGGUUUUUCUUGUUUUUGUUUAUGGGGAAUUAUUGCUACUUUCUUUUGCUUUGAAUAUAUCAUUCCAUUAAUAGAGAACAAAAAUAAGAAUGUCAAUGAGGAAUUUCAACUAACACUCGAAUUAAAUGACAUUGUAAAUAAAGUCAUUGAAGAAAAAGUCAUGAAAAGUAAAGAUAAGGAAUCUGAACCAACAAUCGGAUUAAACAAGAUU